AGGUUUCUAAAUGUCUCUUGAGAGGUGAUGGAUUCAUGCUCUCAUUGUACAAUAAUUCACUGGACUGAACACAAACCUUUUAUCCUUCCUGUUGGGUUCCUUGCCUUAGAGUAACCUUGUCAUCCAAUGGCAUAUGGUAGACUUCAUGACCACUGAAGACCCUUGUGUCUAGUCUUCUAUGGAGCCUGACCAGGAAAUUACUCAGUGGCUGACCAGUCUGCACCUGCCCCAAUAUGCCUCCAGCUUCGCCAGGGCUGGCUACCAUUGCUUUAAAGACCUUAGGAACCUAACGGAGGAGAAGCUCCUUGAAGUGGACAAUGUUCCCACAGGACACCGGCGGAGGAUCCUAAGCAGCCUAGAGACCCUAAUGGUGGAAGUGGAUGGAGGUAAAGGUUCUAUAAAAGUACCCGUGAGGAGAAAGCCAAUCCCAAGACCUAGACAAGUGUUUCCCAAGGCUAAGAAGAAAGGCAUACCUUGUCAGCAUUCUCAGGGCAGUACCAUCCAGAUGACAAGGCAAACUCCUCUUUCAGGGACAAGUGUUACAUGUUACACUGUUUCCUCCAGCUCUAACUCCACCUCUGAGCAUGACAGCACGGAAUCACUGGAGAACUUUUCAGAAGAACCCAUUCCAAAGGAGAAUCAUGCCAUUCCCUCAGAAGGAGCUUCUGUAGGGUUUCAGGGAGAAAUGGUAGAAAAUGAAAUAUAUGAGCAGUGUACCUUCAUUAAAGAACCUUCUGAGCAGAAGUCUACCCUCUCCUUUAAGCUACGAAACAGGCCCGUUCCAGAGAUCCCUGAGCAUCCCUUCAAACCUCCUUAUGACUGGAAUGUGGCAGCAAACAACAACAAUGACCAUCUCUCAAGGUCUGAGGGACACGUCUGCCCCACAGGCAGUAAGAAAGCACCACUGGAAAGGACCUUGUCCCCCAUUGCCCCAUAUGGAGAGCUUUUUCUGUUUGAUUCAGCAGAAAUAGAAACGGAUAUGUCCAGUCAAGGAGUAAGAGAGAACCUGGAAGAACAGAAGUUAAGAAACAAGCAGACACAAAUAACAAGAAGCAAGACAAUAACUCAAAAUAACAAGAAGCAACACCUUUCCAAGCAACAUUUUGUCGAUGAUGAUGAUGAUGAUGAUGAUUACUCCACUGUACAAGAAUCCACACUUAGUCAUCGCUUGGCUAAUGAAUGCUCUUUUAAACAUCCUACACCAUCUCCUCUUCUCUCGAGCACUGGACCAUCAGCUUUGGCCCAGCCACAUUUAGAUGUGAAUGACAUAUACAGUAUGCCACAAGAAGACCUACCAGGCCUAAUGAGAGCAAACCUUCUUUCUCAAACAGAAGUUUCCAUUUCUCCUUAUGCCUGCUUCUAUGGGACCCGCACUGCAGCCACCAAAGCAGGCUGGCUAGACAAACUCUCCCCUCAAGGGAACUGUGUCUUUCAGAGAAGAUGGGUGAAGCUUGAAGGAGGAAAUCUCACUUACUACAACAGCGAUAAGGAGAUGUACUCGAAGGGCCUGAUACCUGUUUCAGCAGUUAAACAAGUUUGCGCUCUGGGUGAAAAUAAGUUUGAGGUGGUCACCUUUGUAAGAACCUUUGUGUUUCGGGUAGAGAAAGAAGGAGAGCGUCAGGAUUGGCUAGAUGUUCUCCAGUCUGCUGUGAGCUCCCAGUCCUCCAUUUCCCAUCAGCCUCGCAAAAAUAACACAAACAAGAGUGGCUAUGUCGAGCUGCGUGGCCUCAAAGGAAGAGUCUACCUCAGCCUCAUGAGAACCAGCUUCAUACUCUGUAAAACAGACCAGGACUUUAAUGCUGGGCUGGCCAUCACUGUGGUGGACCUGACGGCUGCGUGUGUGAAACAAGUUGAGAGGAAAGGAUUUGAGAUCACUACACCUUUCAAAUCCUUCUGUUUCACAGUGGAGUCAGAGCAUGAGCGAGAGCAAUGGAUAGAGGUAGUUCAAGAGUCCAUCGUAGAGACAUUAUGCAAUUACGAGGUGCUUGAGAAGGUUUGGUUCAACAAGUCCAACAGGAAGUGCGCUGAUUGUCAGGCUCCGGAGCCAGAAUGGGCCUCCAUCAACCUGUGUGUGGUCAUCUGCAAGGAUUGUGCUGGUCAGCAUCGAUUCCUGGGUCCUGGUAUCUCUAAGGUCCGCAGCUUGAAGCUAGACAGCAGCAUUUGGACCAAUGAGCUCAUUGAGCUGUUUUUAGAUGUUGGGAAUAAAAACUCCAACAGCUUCUGGGAAGCAAAUCUUCCCCCAGAGGACGAGCUUUGCAAGCAGCCAUCGCCGGAGCAGCGUGCAUCCUUUAUCCGCAGGAAGUACAAAACUAGGAAGUACAAGAAAGUUCUAUUAUGUCUAAACACUCAAGAGGAACUCAACAAGGCCCUGUGUGCUGCAGUGGUUCUCCCUGAUAUCCUGCAAACCAUGGCCCUGGUUUUCAGUGGGGCGGAUGUGAUGUGUGCGACAGGUGACCCAGAGUACUCCACCCCCUAUCUAAUGGCACAGAAAGCAGGCCAGAGGCUGCAGAUGGAGUUUCUCCACCACAACAAGCUCUCAGAUUUUCCUAAGCUGGAAGCAGUAUGUGACAGCAGUUUUUCGGCUGAUGUUCCUUCUUUUAUGGACGGAUUUCUCUUUUGCUCUGUGAAUGCCAGCAAGGCCACUCUGGACCGGAAGGGAAGACCCGACAUGGUCCGCCGUUGGUGUACGUUGGAAGGUGGAUUUCUUAGUUAUUAUGACACCGAGAAGAACGCUACACCCAUAGGCCGAGUUGACAUUAGUGACGUGGUGAGCCUGGCCAUCAACAACACUGAGAACAUCACCGAAACAGGGCCAGUGUUCACCUUUGAGUUGUACCUGCGCUCUCAGAGAGUGCUGGUGUUUGGAGCAGAGACCUCAGACGCACAGCAGGAUUGGACACUUUCCAUCACCAAGUGUUUUGUCCCUGCAAGGGCUGAUGCUCUGCUGAGGCAGGACAGUGAGCUUAUUGGCCGACUGCACUAUAAAGAGGGUCAUGACCUUUAUCAUUGGCGAAUGGGAUGGUUUGCUCUGGUGGCCUCAGAACUCUACUUCUGUUCUGGAGAUGAAGAUGAAGAGGAGGGAGUUCUUCAACUCAAACGCCUACAGGAGCUUACUGUAUCCACUCAUAUGGAGGGUGACGAGAAGAUUCAGGUCUUACUCAUGGUCGAGAGUGGGAGAACUGUGUACAUACAUGGCAUAACCAAGCAGGACUUUGCAUUGUGGCAUUCUUCCAUCCAAUUGGCAGCUGGGACAGACGGCAUGGCUCUGGGCAACCAGCAAAUGAAUAAAAAUGAUGUUCCUAUCAUUGUGGAUAGCUGCAUUUCUUUUGUUACCCAGUAUGGUUUGUGUUAUGAGGGAAUCUACCAGAAAAACGGUGACCCUGGCUGUGUGGCCCAGCUCCUGAAGGAGUUUACCAAGAACGCCCGGGUUGUUAAACUGCGGGCUCAAGACCAACGGCUAGAGGACGUCACAGACACUCUCAAGAGCUUCCUAUCUCAAAGUGAAGAUGCUGUUUUGGCUAAAGAGCUGUACCCUUUUUGGAUCUCUGCUCUUGAUGAACAGGAUGAGAAGGUCAGAGUGCAAAAAUAUUCAUCCUACAUUCAGAGUUUACCCAAGGUCAACAAGUCAACUCUUGGUGCUCUCCUGCAGCAUUUGUACAGGAUCCAGAGGUGCUCACAUAUCAACCAGAUGAGCACGGAGAGGCUGGCGUGUGUUUUUUCCUCUUGCCUGUUUCAGACGGAGGGACACAUGGCUCAGGAGACCCGCGUGGUGGAAGACCUCAUCAACAAUUACAUCCAGCUCUUCUCUGUCAAUGAAGAGCAGGUUAUUCAAAUGGAGAAAGAAAACAGCUUUAUCACCAGGUGGAAGGACACCACAUUCUCUCCUGCUGGUGACCUGAUAUUUGAAGUCUACUUAGAAAAAAAGCAGCCUGAGAAGUGCUGUUUAAUCAAGGUGUCUCCUAACAUGAGGUCAGACGAGCUUGCUGUCAACACUCUGGAGAUGAAGGGGAUAGAGGUCAAAGCUCAAGAUCUCUGGACCACUUUUGAGGUCAUUGAGAAUGGAGAGCUGGAGCGGCCCUUACAUUACAAAGAGAAGAUUCUGGAGCAAGUAUUGGACUGGAGCUCUCUGGAGGAUCCCAGCUCGGCCUUCCUGCUCAUUAAGAAAUAUUCUGGUUCUAAAAUGACAGAUUCCAACUCAGAUAAACUCAAAGAUUUCAUUAAAGGAGAGCAACUCAAAUUCAAAGACGGUUCUUCCAAACUGCUGUUGGGAAAGAAGUUUCAGGACCGCUACCUGGUACUCCAAGACAAAAAACUGCUGUUAUACAAAGAUAUAAAAAGUACCAAACCAGAAAGAGAGGCUCCAUUAAAGUCGGUUAAAUGUUACUUAGGGCUGCGAAGGAAGUUGAAACCAACAAGCAGUUGGGGAUUUACUGUUUAUACUGAAAAGCAGCAGUGGUAUUUCUGCUGUAAAGGGAAUGAUUCUCAGCAGGACUGGGUCACCUCCAUUAUCAGAGUGAAGCAUGACAGUGACUUAUGGCCUAGAGAUCUAAAGCAGAGUGCUUCGUUACCUUAUAACCUGAACAGAAGAAGAACAUCCACUUGCAGCACCGCAAAGACCAGCACAGCCCAACACCAGAGAGAGGCUAAAGGGAAGUCAGUCGUCAGUACAGGUUCAAAUAGACAAAACCAAAUGACCACAGAUGAGGUCAACCAACAGGACCCGAUGCAGAAAUUGGCUAGCGGUGAAGGAACUCUGUGCGUCUCCGGGCUUGAAAUGAUGACUGAUGAGACUCUUCAGUCUUCCCGUAGACCAUCAAUUCAACAAGACCCCAGCGCUCUCACCCUGCUUUCACAAAAGAAAACUGUGUUGCCCAGAAGAAGUGUGCAGUUGCCACAAAACCUCAUUAGUGAACUAAAUAUUGUUCUCAACAAAUCAGGACGCUCUCCGAAAGAAGGCAAUUAAGAAAGACAGAGACAGAAAGACAUGAGUCUUGUCUGUUGCACUUCCAUUGUGCAUGAGGAAAAGAAAGACCCACAAAGCACUGCUGCCUCCCAUUAAAGUCAGACAUACUGGAGAGUGGAGAAUACAUGGAGAGUUAGUACACUCUCAAGAAAAAUGGUUCUCCGGCCAGAACCCUUUUUAUAUGGCUCCUUAAAGAACUAUGCUUUGAAACAACUAUAUGACCUUAAUGUUGUUAGAAAUAACCCUUUUUAAUGAUGGUUUAUAUUAGUUAAUAUUAGUAUAUUUACAUAAUAUCAGUAUUAUUAAUUUAAUUUUUACAUAAUUAUUUAAACUUUUUUGUUGUUGUUGUUGUUGUUUUUACACAUUUAUGAACCUGGUCUUAUAAUAUCUUAAAGCCUCUAUUAGUGUUUUACAUUAAAACAACAACAGCAUGUUAUGUGAGUAAUUCCAAAAUUCUAACAAUAUGGAUUAUAAAUGCAAUCUCUCUAUUAAUUACUUGGUGGAGAAGAGGAGAGAAUUUCAUCAACUUAUUUUAUGUGACCAAAAAACAAAUAAAAGAGAAAAGCACGUUACUAGAAUAUGAACUAGUUACGAUUUUAAAGUUAAAUUUUUAUUCAAAUUUACAAGUGAAAUCAUUUACUUGUUGAAUGUAGAUCACGGUUGUCAAACUCAGUUCCUGGAGGGCCAGAGCCCUGCAGAGUUUAGAUUCAACCCUAAUUAAACAAGCUUGAUCCAGUUAAUCAAGUCCUUCAGGCUUAUUCCAAAACUACAUGGUAUGUGUGUUUGGGAAGGAUUGGAACAAAACUCUGCAGGGCUCCAGCCCUCCAGGAAUUGAGUUUGACACCACUGGUGUAGACUAGACAGUCUGUUUAGAUGAAAUCUUGAACUCCAGAAAGUAAAUAAUGAGGUGACUUUGACAGUUUCAGAUUUGAAAAACAAAAAGGUGGGAAUAAAGAACCUUAAACUCUAUAACAAAGAACUAUUUCAGCAUAAAAUGGUUCUUCAGGAUUAAAUAGAACCAUAAAUAGAACUAUUACCUACGUUUAAAGAACCUUAAAAGAACCAUCUUUUUUUUACAGUAUAGAUAAAUGUUUAGGCUGAGGUACACUGGUGGUCAAACAUGGAUGUAAAUAAGUUUUUUGUGCACACCUACAACUUUUUGCCAUUGGUUUCAUUAAGCCAUUAUCCUUUAAUUUAGAAUAAUAUAAUUCAGUGUAAUUGAACAUUAUUGAUUGUUUUAGGCUUGCUAACAUGCAUUUCCCCUCUUUAUUCUCACAUCUGUUUUUAUUCUAGAUGAGGCUGAAAAAGACACUACUAGACAGUGAUGUUCCAAUAUCAUCUUAAAACUUCAUAUUUUGAAACUGGUUGUUCUGAGAUGAGUGGAAUGGGUACAGUUUGCACAAAGGUUCAGUUUAUUUGGAUUAGUUGGCAUGAAAUGAAAUGUUACCCUAUUUUUUCAGUGCUUACUGUUGAUCUUAUUGUGAUCGAUUCAUCCAUGUUCAAGGUUUUUUUUUUGCGUGUGUUUUUUGACCAUAUACUUUUAAAUUAAAAUAUAAUAAAUUAAUCUUCCAGUGAA
Messenger RNA from Carassius carassius (crucian carp), 6539 nucleotides. RefSeq names its product arf-GAP with Rho-GAP domain, ANK repeat and PH domain-containing protein 2-like. Gene Ontology annotation, molecular function: protein binding; GTPase activator activity. Lineage: Eukaryota; Metazoa; Chordata; Actinopteri; Cypriniformes; Cyprinidae. The transcript is spliced from 33 exons. The record is from RefSeq and is a predicted model, not a curated record. Gene Ontology annotation, biological process: signal transduction. The coding region runs from base 179 to 4963 and encodes 1594 amino acids.